Molecule: messenger RNA, 903 nt
Organism: Australozyma saopauloensis
Lineage: Eukaryota; Fungi; Ascomycota; Pichiomycetes; Serinales; Metschnikowiaceae
Exons: 1
Coding region: 1-903 (300 amino acids)
Source: RefSeq, a predicted model, not a curated record
AUGACUGGACUCACGAAGACACAAUUGGACGAUUUCGCAAGUGAGGGAAUGAUCUGUAUCCCAGAAUUCCUCUCUUCGAGCGAAGUUGAAAAUCUCCGCCUGGAAGCACGGAAAUUGCUUCUGCAAUUGGACAUUGAAUCUCAUCCCAAGACACUAUUCGAAACUGGAGACGGGGACCAUGUAGGCGAUAAAUAUUUUCUCGACUCUUCGGAUCAGAUUUCUUAUUUCUUUGAUACGGAUGCUUUUGGCACGGACGGUAAGCUCCGCUUUCUGCCGGAGAUAGCAGUGAACAAAAUCGGUCACGGGUUGCACAUGAAGAACCAAUUGUAUCAUCAGAUUACGUUUAGUGAUCGCGUUAAAGACAUUGUUAGAGACCUAGGGUAUAAGGAUCCGCGGGUCUUGCAAAGUAUGCUCAUUUUCAAGAAUCCCACUGAGUCCGAACUGGAGACUGCUAGGGACAACGAGGUUCCGUCACAUUCGGAUGGGACUUUUUUGUUCACCAAACCUCAAUCUGCAGUGGGAUUUUGGAUUGCUCUAGAAGAUUGCACUACGGAAAAUGGUUGUUUAUCGUAUAGUCCAGGUACUCACAAAACGGUGCCUAUUUCAAAGAGGUUUGUUAGAUUAGAGGGCGGUAAAAAGGGUUGCGGCUUUGAGGAUGUUCCUAUAAAUGUAGAUGUUCCAGUGGACGAUCCAGAGAGUUACAGGAAUGUUGAAUGUCCGGCAGGCUCGUUGAUUCUUAUCCACAAUGCGGUUCUUCAUAAAUCGGAGAAAAAUAGGCUGGAAAAGUCAAGAUGGGCUUAUGCAUUUCACGCUAUUGAUGGAACGGAUGGAUAUGAUGAGAAGAACUGGCUACAAGUUCCUUCCUCUGGCGGCACCAACUUCCUGAAGUUGUAUGAGGAGUAA